UUCAGUUUGGAUUUGAUCGCAAAUAGGAACGUACUUAUAACAUCAAGAUGGAUUUGAAGAUGUUUACCGCUUGUUUGAUAAUGACUGUCUUUUUAAUCAAGCAUUCUGACGCCGCGAUCACUCAAUGGCAAGGUACACAAGCUGAUGGCACUGCCAUUCCUGCCUUUACUGCUGGAGCUGACUCAGAUCAGACCACGGCGAUUGAGUUGGCUGAGGGUACAACAGGGACUCUGUUCACCCUUACUGCAACAGCUGAUGCUGGAACAGUUACAUACACAUUCGAAGGUUCCGGCAACCCUGGCAGCAUUGCCGAUUCCACCAUUAGUUCCGCAGGAGUUGUCUCACUUGCUUCUGGACAAUCACUUGACUACGAAUCAGGGACAACAUCAUACAUUUUCAAAAUAAUCGCCACCUCAUCUUCAGCUGCCACUGAUACGGGAACGGCGACGCUGACGUUGAGCAUCACUGACCGCACUCUCUGGACUCAGACAUCUUAUGUCGCAUGUUUGUCUGGCACUUCGAUGGCAGCAGGGGCAAGCAUUGGCACCUAUGCUUCUACGGAUGCCACAAGUACCCAGACUGUUGCAUUCACAGUCACGGGUGGUGCCGACCAGGCCAAGUUUGCGAUUGAUUCUUCUACUGGAGCGUUGACCGUGGCAGCUUCAAAUACUCUGGAGACAACCACAAAAUAUGUUUACAUCGUUGAAUUGACCGCCACUAUAACUGGCGUACUUGCUGAAGUCACAACCGUCUAUGUAGCUUUGGCUUGCUCCAGCGGGGCUGGGCAGAUUACUGCCCUCCUUGGCGUUCUACUAAUGUCCGUGCUACCAUCUCUCUUCUGCUAAUCGACAUAUUAUCUAAGCGAAGACUAAAAUAUGAAUCUAUUUAUAUUUGAAACUAACAAUAUGAGGAAGCCACAUUCCUGGUAACAUUUUAUCUUUAUCAGUAUUUAUUUCUUUGUUUGAUGUGUUAUUCUUUGUCACCACAUUGUUUGAUACAAGGCUUUUGUUGCCAUGGACAGCGAUGUCGGUUUGAUAUUUCUUUAAUGUAUGAAACCAUUGUCUGGGAUAGAUAUUAAACUUACUUGAUGAACUGAACAUUUGCUAUUACUUAAAUUACGAUUACUACGAUUUCUUACAUGGUGGAUUUUUUUGUGUGUGUUUUGUUAGAUACAUAAAAAAGAUGGUUUUAUUACAGUCAAUCAAUGUUGACAUUAUGUACAGUCUUUCUAUCUGUCUCAGACUAAAGUUAAAAAUCUUUGCUUGUUUUCAAGUACAAUACUCUUAUAUACGAUGAUCUGUCCUUAAUGAAAUUCCUUCGGGUUUUGAAAACGGAUUUGACAUCAAUCCUCUUUCUAAAGGUUUAUUAUCGAACACCAGACAGAGUUUUAUUUUAUGACACUUGUGUUGAUGAACUAUCAAAAUAAUGUUUAUCUGAAGAAAAAUGUUGACGCUGAUAUAAUAUCUAGUUGUUGAAUCGAAAUAAUAUAUAUUUAAAUAUUUAUUGGAAACGUAUUUUAUUUUAUGGUCUUGUUUCAGUAAUAAACAUUUAG
Molecule: messenger RNA, 1552 nt
Organism: Mya arenaria
Lineage: Eukaryota; Metazoa; Mollusca; Bivalvia; Myida; Myidae
Exons: 5
Coding region: 48-845 (265 amino acids)
Cellular component (GO): membrane
Molecular function (GO): calcium ion binding
Source: RefSeq, a predicted model, not a curated record